GUUUAAUUCCAGUUCGCUUCUAACUGGUCACGAUGAUACAAAUAAACAGAUUGAAACACCAACGUUCAAGGAUCACUUUCCCCUCCUUCUCCCUCCUUCCUGGCAUACUCUUUUAUAAUCAUGCCAUCCUCGUCAGAAACUCGGGACCACAAGUCGGAAUUAGCUAGCCCCGAUGGGUCUCUGGAGCAGGAGCAGAUUACUGAAGAAGGUUUCAAGGCAUGGUGUACGGUGAUUGGAGGUUUUUUUGCGAUCACAGCAGUCUUUGGGUAUCAGAACGCAUUCGGGGUCUACCAAGACGUGUAUGUCCGUUCGGGCGCAGCUUCUGCACAAGCUGUGAGCUGGAUAGGGUCAACUCAGAUCGCACUCAUGGUCGCGCUCGGUCUUCCGGCUGGGAAGCUUUUGGAUCUUGGAUACUUCAAAGCGAUGACCAUUAUAGGAUCUAUAAUAUAUGUGUUUUCGAUAUUCAUGCUAUCUAUCGCUCACACCGACAAGUAUUAUCAACUCUUCCUUUCUCAAGGUCUAGCAGCGGGUAUCGGUGCUGGGCUCGUAUACGUACCUGUCUUAGGUGUGCAGACUCAUCACUGGCGACGACGAUCAAGGCCUGUAGCAUUGGGUAUCGUGAUAACGGGAUCUUCUGUCGGAGGAAUCAUUUUCCCAAUCAUGUUGAACAACCUUAUCGCGAACCCAAACGUUGGUUUUGCUUGGGCAGUGCGAGCUUCUGCGUUCGUGUGCCUAGGGUUGUUGGUCAUUGCUAACAUUUUGAUGACCACGAAUCCUCCGCCUAAAAAUCGGAAGAAAACUUUGACCAAAUUCAAUGUACUCUUCACGGACGUUCCAUACAUUUUAGGAGUUAUUGGCGCGGCAGUUUCAGACUGGGGUCUCUUCUUUCCUUAUUUUUACUUGCAACUAUUCGCAAUCGAUAAAGGCGCAAAUCCCACAUUCUCGUUUUACUUGCUUGCCAUUCUCAACGGAUCCUCCAUUCCCGGUCGAAUCAUACCCAACAUUCUUAGUCAUAAAUUUGGUGUCUUCAACACCGUUGCCUUCUGUACUCUCGCAUGCAGUGUACUUACGUUUGGCCUUCUCGGUGUGGGUAAUUCAGUUGCUGCGCUUGUCAUCUUUGCCAUCCUUUAUGGAUUUUUCUCUGGUGGAUUUAUUUCCCUUUUAGCACCAGUCGUUGCUUCGUUAGUCCAAGACGAAAGCGAAAUUGGUAUUCGUCUGGGUCUUGCAUACUGUAUUAGCUCACUGGGGAUCUUGACUGGGAACCCCAUCGCUGGCGCUCUGUUGGGAACGACAUUUCCUUGGUGGCGAGCUAUUCUAUUCAGCGCGGUAAUGUUGCUUGUUGGACUGGUACUUAUUCUCGUAGCACGCACAGUUCGUGCUUCUCAAAAACAGACUCAAAGGGUAUGAGUGUUAAAACGUUAACAUUUAUGUAAAUAUUGUACACCACAAAAGACCACAAACUGUAAGAUAAUGC
Molecule: messenger RNA, 1474 nt
Organism: Lentinula edodes (shiitake mushroom)
Lineage: Eukaryota; Fungi; Basidiomycota; Agaricomycetes; Agaricales; Omphalotaceae
Product: major facilitator superfamily domain-containing protein
Exons: 11
Coding region: 121-1407 (428 amino acids)
Biological process (GO): transmembrane transport
Cellular component (GO): fungal-type vacuole membrane
Molecular function (GO): transmembrane transporter activity
Source: RefSeq, a predicted model, not a curated record